This is a messenger RNA of Scatophagus argus, 1138 nucleotides long. Its product is annotated as protein shisa-5-like. The coding region runs from base 89 to 784 and encodes 231 amino acids. The record is from RefSeq and is a predicted model, not a curated record. The transcript has 5 exons. Lineage: Eukaryota; Metazoa; Chordata; Actinopteri; Scatophagidae.
GCUGCUUGCUAUAGGGUGGGACAGACAGGUUGAAACAGUUGUUUCAGUGCAGAGUCAGAGUUACUCUUAACACUACAUCAUAAUAGUUAUGGUUUCAAGGACCUUGUCCGCUCUUGUGUGUGUUUCUUCUGUGAUUCUGCUCCCGGCUGUAUGGGCUGAUGAGUGUAGCAGCUACUGGGACACAGAUGGUUUUUACCAUGAAACUCAGCAAUGUGUCAGUCAGUACUGCUGUGGAGACUGCAACAACAGAUACUGCUGCAAUGAAAAGAAGUACCGUCUGACUCAGGAAAAACAAGAAAGCUGUCCUGGAGGUGUUAGCCUUGGGCAGAAAAGGAAAAUUGCUAUACUUCUGGGAAGCAUUUUAGGAUCCAUUAUUCCCAUCAUUGUAUGCGUGGGUCUUAUAAUCUGCUGUGUGGCUCCUUGCUGCUUGUUCUACAAGAAGUGUCGAAAAGGACGUAAUCAAAGGCACCAACCUGGAACAACCACCACCACCGCAGUCUAUGCAGCACCCCAGCAGCCACUCUCCCCCUCUGGAUAUCAGCCAUCUUAUCCAGGCUACCAGCCUGUACCUGUCCAGCCUGGAUAUGGAGGCUCACCUGAUCCUACAGCACCGCCACCCUCAUACUUAGAAGCAACCAACCCAGCUCUCUCUUCAGCUGCAUUCAGUCCAGGGCAGCCAAUGUACCCAUUCCCCAGCAUGCCUUAUGCACCACCACCACCACCAUCACAUUCUGAUGGACUUGCACAGCCACCCUACAACCCUGAUUAUGACCCCAAACCCUAACUUACAAGAACAAAGCACUGUAUGUUUUAAAACUCUGGUUGCACAGUGUGUGUGGUUUACAGUAUGUUGAUGCAAAGGAAACCCACUUUGAAGGAUGUCAAAUUGCUCGUUGAACUGUUGUGCCUUUAGAACAAUUGGAAUCAUGUUCUUCUUUUUCAGUGAAUACCAAUUGCCACUAGAGGUCGCCUCUGUCCCACUUUUAUUUUGAAUGGAAAGAUGAACUAUUGGGAUACUGUGUGCUGCCUGCGAACUCUUGUUAUCAGGUGUAUUUUUUCUACAUGUCUGUUUAAUCAUAUAAAUACUUCUUGCAAGGAUUAAAAUCACAGGUAUUUAUACCUCUUGAUGUUCAGAAUA